AAAGUAAUUAUCUUUCAACCCCAAUUAUUAAUAGUUUAAUGGCAGGAGUCAUUCUGGGUGAUACCCGAUCGAAAGAGAUAGAGUUAGAUGAAAUCAAGUCACUAUGUGUCUUUAAAGCCUUUGCCUGA
Messenger RNA from Racocetra fulgida, 128 nucleotides. Lineage: Eukaryota; Fungi; Glomeromycota; Glomeromycetes; Diversisporales; Gigasporaceae. The record is from the annotation of a GenBank genome assembly.